Podarcis lilfordi (Lilford's wall lizard) is the source of this 23423-nucleotide messenger RNA. NCBI's taxonomy places the organism in Eukaryota, Metazoa, Chordata, Lepidosauria, Squamata, Lacertidae. The record is from the annotation of a GenBank genome assembly.
UUGAAAGGGAAAAGAUAAGAACACAGCCUGCCCUCCUAGUUUGAAGGGGCGGGAAGGUGAGCAAGGGUGAAAGGGGAAGGAAGCAGAAACAGCACAUACAGCACAGAAGAGGGGAGACAGUCCAGGAAGGCAGGUUGUCCUUCCCUCAAACUUCAGAUUUAUCUUUCAUUACCUGGAUAUUUGCUUGGGUGAGGGAAAAAGCACACCAUGAUGGCGAACAAGGAAGUAACAUGGUUUAUACUCAGUGCAGGUGAGUAGUACUUUUUGCCUACCAGUGGCAUGCUAGUGCGAUGGACACGGAGAAGGGUGACUCUGUCAGUAGAUAUUUGGUGCCCAUGGAUAUUUCAUCGUACAAAUCUCAGGCCUUGCAGUCCAACAAAUUUAUAGUAGAUACCAAUCUGUUGUGCAGGGUCUAAGUGUCUCCCAUAAAGUCUUUCUGAUACUGGGAUACUGCACUGACCCUGUACUCAUACAAUUCUUUGUUGCUGUUGAGAAAAUGUUAUUCCCCCCCCCCAUUGGCACCCCUAUGUAUUUUGCCACAGCUGCGUAGAAUGUAGAUGAAGAAGCAGUGUUAUGGGUACCUUUGUGAUAUUUCCAGGGUUAAGCAGCACAGGACCUAGGACCAUACCAGUUUAUAAAUGCUGACUUUUUAAUGUUUCAUUUAAAUUAUUCCCUUAAUGUUGUGGGCUACCAGAAUGCAACAGCAGUGCCAGACUGUUCAUCUAGCAUUGGAUUAAAACAGAAACACAGAAGCAGGAAGGCUACCCUGGCACACUGCUCUGCCAAGAUUUUAAUUAUCCUAAGUUGUCUGCAGUGCAUUGACAUGAGGAAAGGAACAUUCUGAAAUGGUUUUCUUAAAUGAAUGAAGUCUCUCCACUUAGGUUAAGUGGAGAAAUCCUAAGCAUAUGAAGCUUCCUUAUACAGAGUGAGGACAUUGGUCCACCUAGCUCAGUAUUGUAUUGCUCUAAUUCAUAGUGGAUCCCUAAGACUUCAGAAUCCGUACACGAGAUCCUUUAUCCAGAGAUGCCAAACAUUGUUUCUCCAUUCCCUGCUCCCCAGUAGAAUAGAUUAAAAAGAAUCCACAGUAAUACAGGAUGCAAGCUCACACCUCUUUGUGUGGCUAUUUGUCACAAAAGUGAUCAGCAUUAAAAAGAGAGAGAAAAGAAUAAGUGAUGGAUGGGACAGUGUUGCAUACUCUCAUUUCAUUCAGGAUUAGAUACCUUGGCGGCACAUGGGCUAUGACCUGAACAGCACUUUUCUGUGCAAUCUGCUACUGAUAAGGCAGAAAAAUCCUUAUCUUGGGGAAAGGGGCAAUGGACUAGCUAGCAGCAAUGCAUGGGGCAUCUUUUCCUCCCAAAGAUCUUGGGAUAUGAUUAUACUGCCCCUGGUAGAAAAAUAUAUUUCUCAUGGCAGUGGGGUGGGAGUGAGGUCCUGCUACCAUCUCCUCCCAAAGUAGGAUUUUUGUUUUUUUGCUUUGUGGAUUGGUUCAGAUGGGUGGGGAGGGAAGGGGGCAGAACUAAGGCAGGUUAUAUGCUUGCGUUGAUUUUGCUCACAUUGAUUCAAACAGAGCGCUUGCAUAUUUGAGCACUCUUGCUUGAAAUGCUUGCCUCACCAUCCGUGGAUGAAGACAUACAGUACAAAAUAAGUUACAGAGAAACUGUGAUCAUUUAGAAUUCAACAGGUACACCUUUCAUAACAAAUGAACUCCAUGUUAACUGUGGGAUUUGUGCCUGCUGGGCGCCUUCUUAAGACACAAAGAGUGGAUUUACCUAGAAUGUAAGACAGAAGUAGAUCACGAACCCUUUAGUUAUGUGAUAAUUGGAGCAAACACCAUAACCUGAAUGUGAGAAACUUGUGAUAAUCAAGUGAUAAAACACCAUUUCCCCCCAAACUGAAUCACAUUUUCACUUUUUAAACAUUUUCUUUCUGUUCGAGUUUUAACAACUAGCUGAAGUAUUUCUCCUGUGUUCUGUUGUAACUUUUGAAAACUACUCAUUGAACUCUGAUACUAAAACUGUUGAACUGAUGAUUUGAAAGAGUCAAAUAGGUAGCUUACUGCAGCAGUUUGGAUGUUUGACACAGGGGCGAGCUGGCAUAAAUCCCCUGAAGCGCGCCAAGCGACCUUUGGCGAGCCAAGCCUUCUCAUCAUAACCUGCCUUAUAGUAUUGUUGAGGCAACAAAAUGGAGGGCAGGAAUUCACGUAUGCUGCUCUGAUCUCCUUGCAGGAAGGGCAGCAUAAAAAUGUCGUAAGCAAAUAGAGCAAAGUUCAUAUGCUUACACAGCAGCAACGUGACCCCAUCCACCCAGAAACUGUCCGUACCUGCUGCCUCUGCCUCUACAGACAUCCAUGCAAUAGCUUUCUGUGUAUGAUACAGGCUAUUCUCUGUGUGAUCAAGGGCCCUGCCUUUUGUAGCGUCCUCCGUUGUAAGUCCCAUGCCAAGGUUGGGGACCUAUUUUCAGCCAAAAUAUCACAGUUCCUUCUGGGCAGUCUUCCCAGAGCCACAGGCCAGUGGUGGGCAGAGGAAGGCCAAAGUGGGAAUGGCAGCAAAUGUGAAAGUUACCUUUGUACAGUAGGCUAGUUUCUAUGCCCAUUCCCACACCCCUGCUCUUGUUUAUCCAGGCAAACAAGAAUCAAUUGUCCCAGUUUCAGCCAGACGAAAGAACUCAAAGAAAGGUUGUGGUCUGAUGAAAGGGGAUGUGGCUGGGAAGGGGGGUAUGGUCUGGGGAGAAUCCCAAGGGCCAGAUAGAGAGCUGAUGGAGAGUGGGAGCAGAAAGAACACCCCUGAAUGGACAUGCCUCCCUGGAUUCCUGGCACACGGUUUCUGGCUGUCUAUUGACUCUCUCUUGAUGAUGGAUUUCCUUCUAGAAUUACAGGGAAAAAAUAUUUAAAUUAGUACAAAGUUUCUGUUUGAAGUUCUCACGAAAGACAUCCGUUUAUGACUGGUACACACUUCUAGCGCUCUCUCUCUUGUAUCAUCCUGCUGAUCCUCAAACGGAUAUGAGCAUGCUUCCACUUGCCCGAUCAUAGCCCCAAACUCGCAUUUUGUGCAAAGGUAUGUAACAAAGUUGUGAAGACCUUCUUCCGAAAGAAGAACAGCUCUGGGAGGAGAGGAUUUUGAAUAGAGAAACUGGAAGGGCAAGGAGAGUGGGUGACAUAUAGGGGAAACUAUAGCAGGCACACACAUUUCACAGGGCUCUCUGGAUGCUGCAGGUGAGGCUACUCUUGCUUUCUGGACCGCUUCUCACUGGGAAAACGAUCCAUACAAUCCUGCAGUAAACUCCACUCAUUUUUGGCUCUCACCACCUGCCUUUUGGCUCUUCCUACCUGCCACCAGCAUGUAGCGACCAAAAGAACAUCCCCAAGGGAAUGUGACCCUCAAUAGAAAAACAAAACAAAACCUGAAGCCCUGUUCUAGACAUAAUAGUUAUAAUAAUUUUUAUUUAUUGUAUCCCACCCAUCUGACAGGAUAAGGAAGUCUACGUGGGGAGGAUUUGUAGUAGAGAUAAAGCAGGCAGGGAAAGGGUUAAGCACCCCAUCUUUCCUGCUCUUCCCUCCCAAAAACUGUUUUUCUUUUAAAAAGAAUUAUAUUAGAGCUCCAUUACUUUUAUUUGUCCAUAAUGCCUUGAUAACUCAUCAUGCUAGCAAAAAAGCCUUUUUUCAGUCCUCUUCUUCCUGGGUAUCCCUAGAUCAGGCAUAGGCAAACUCCGGCCCUCCAGAUGUUUUGGCACUACAAUUCCCAUUGUCCCCAGCUAACAGGACCAGUGGUCAGGAGGGCCGGAGUUUGCCUAUGCCUGCCCUAGACCCAUCCAUGGGAAUUUAUAAAAUAAGCUUAAUAUUUUAAGCUUUUAAUUGUAUAGGGCACCCCCACCCCCCAUAUUUGUGGAAUUUUGUUAAAGUCCUGUAUCUGCAUUUGCUGGUCUUAAAACGAUUUGAUCAGUUUCCAAAACCAAUUUAUUUCAUAUUUUUAGCCUAUUUUAACUUGCUUGUUCAACGGAGGGUUUUUUAUUUUUUUAAAAAAAGCAUUGACAGUUAGCGAUGUGAUGAACAUCACAGGAAGAAAAGAGAAAGAAAUACAAUGGAUGCAGAAGGAAGCAUGCCAGGAUGGAACAAAACAGGGAGUUGUCAAAGCCCAGCGAAAAAUGCAGCGAUUAUGCUUUGUUCUUGAGGAUCUUCCCAUGUUGAAACUGGAUUACAAGCCAGUCAGGGAGUGUCCGCACAACAGAACAGAUAAAAGAAAAGGCACCUAGGAAAUUAACCCAUUGCCUGCCUGUUGCCAAGCAAACUAGAUAUAGAAAUCUGAUUAGGAAAGCGUUUCACAAAACACAGGGCAGCCCAGGCUUUCCAAAGCACCUCAUCAAAAGUUGCUUCUGGCAAUUACCUCAUCAACUAUGUCAAAUGCAUGACUUCAUUAAGGGCUGCCAACUUCACUGUUGCCACUCCAAACUGUUGAGUGCCCUUGUGAUGACUGCUUGGACUUAUUACUGCAAGACUCUGUGUAGGCUUUUGCUUCCUUGUUGUUCCUUCCAGUGUGGCCUUCUUCUUCUUCUUCUUCUUCUUCUUUUGCGAUCACUCACAGCUGAGUAAGAUUGUCUUCCAUAAACACAGUUUUAACAAUGAGUCCGUAAGUGACAGUGGAGGCCAAUUCUGGAUCCACACGUCCUUACACAGUGGGGACAUUGGUUCCCGGGUGGGAGUUGAUCAUGGUUUGGAUUUGCCAAGCGUGCCUUCCUCUUAGCAAGUUUCUCCCUUGCGUCCUGAGUUUGAGUGUCUUCAAAGUCCAUGACACCUUUGGUAAAGGCUGUUCUCCAACUGUAGCGCUUGCAGGCCAGUGUUUUCCUGUAUUUUUUUAGAUUUGCCUUGAGACAGUCUUUAAACCUCUUUUGUUGACCGCCAGCAUUACGCUUUCCAUUUUUAAGUUUGGAAUAGAGUAGUUGCUUUGGAAGACGAUAAUCAGGCAUCUGCACAACAUGACCAGCCCAACGAAGUUGAUGUUGAACUAUCAUUGCUUCAACACUGGUGAAUCAUCCAGUACAUGAUUAUUAGUUCGCCUGUCUUCCGAAGUGAUGUGUAAGGGCCUUCUCUGUAGUGGCACCCUGACUAGAAUAACCUCCCGCUAGAGCAGUGUUUCUCAACCUGUGGGUCCCCAGAUGUUGUUAGAUUACAACUCCCAUCAUUCCUAGCCAGCAUGACCAGUGGUCAGGGAUGAUGGGAGUUGUAGUCCAACAAUAUCUGGGGACCCACAGGUUGAGAACCACUGCGCUAGAGGCUCAAUGGACACAAAUUUAGUGUAGUUCCAAUGGAUGGUUAAAACACACUUGUUCUCUUAGGCUUUUGGAUAAAUUCAGGGCUUUUUUCAGCCAGAAUUUGACGGAACUGAGUUAUGGCUCCUCUUUGGUGGGCAUUGUUGCCAUUAUAAGAGAAAAAGGGAGGCAUUCAUGGUGAGUUUCAGCACCUCUUUUUCUAGAAAAAUAGCACUGGAUAAAUCUCACUGGGUGCCUCCAACGCCUGGUAUAUUCUGAAUUGCCCCUCUUUUUGCGGGCAAUGGUUUAAAUAUUACAUUGUGUUGUAUUAUCUGAUAUACUAUGUUGUUGUUUUUUUAAAAGAAUAUUGCAUUUUUGAAAGUUACAGAGAAAAUAAUAUAUUAAAAGUUACACCCAAAUACACAAAAAGAAAAGAAAAAAAGAGAAAAAAUAAAAGAAAAAAUACAAAUAAGAGAAAAAAGGGAAAAAAGAAUUAAAAAGAUACACACAAUUGUUCAAAGGAUACAAACUGUAAUUUGAAUAUUCUAUACAAAAGGCUCCCAGAAAGAAAUUGCAUUAAUAUUUCUUCUUUGCUUUCUUUCCUUACAAUCACUUUCUUUCUGUUCCAUUAAACUUGUUUGAAUCCCUGAUAAGUUAAUUGACUUCCCUCUAUCCCUUUGCAGCUUCAACACUUCUCAUUAGUUACCAAUAAUCUGUAUUCCUUUAUUUAAAUCAUUUCCCCCCCAUUAUUUCUGUGAAAUUAAUAUAAGCAAAACCAAGUAUUAUUUUUGGAACCAUAUUGUAAUGGGUUUAGGGGUUGCUCGUGCGUAAGUUGCCGCCACUCCUGGCUAGGUUACCUGGUUAACCCUUUCUGACUGAACAGCCUCCAGCAUCGUGACUGUCUCAGUCGCUGGCAGAAUCCGUCAGUGGGCGUUUCUUAAACCUUUUCCAGCAUAAAAGUUGUUUGACGCCAAGUCUCCUCCUACUCUCCCUGCGCGGAAGUCUUCUGCGCAGGGAGGGUGUGGGCAGCGGAGUACCCGUACUCUCUCCACUGGUCUCCAGCGAAGAGUCUUGGAGCCUCCUCCCCGAUUCCCCCACCUGCCCCCCUUCUCCACUGGUGUUACGCUGAUUUCCUUCCCCCGCAGAUGGGCUGCCUCUCUCCUACUGGGACCCUCUCCUGCAUCCCUUUGGAGCCUUCCCUCCGCCUCUAGCUCCGAUGGCAGUUCCCUGACAUCCACCUCCCCCCCAGGACCCCCUCCGCCCCCGGCCCACCUUCAGAUCCAACCUCGUCCCUUUCCUCGGCCGACGAUGCGGGGAAGCCCCUGAAGGAGCUGUCGCUCUCCUCUGAGGAUUCAAAACCCGCUUCCCACCUGCUCCGAUAUCUUGCCGCGGGGUGGGCCUCCCAGUCUGAUUCUUCUCCCUCUGACAUUUCCCCUCCUUCCUCUUCGGAGGCAGGAAAACCCACAAAUUCUUCCUCGUCGUAUGUGGUUCCAAAUUCUUCCUCCCAGAAUCUCGCUAGUGGUUUUGGUUUGUCUGGGAACAGGCUGUGGAAUUCUUCCACUAGAUACCCAUCAUUGACCGCCUCAGCGGGGACCCAAGUGUUUUCUGACUCGGGUUCUCCUUCCCAAGCCACUAAGUACUCCACCUGGCGCCCUCGCCACCUUGAAUCGAGUAUUUCCGUGGCUUGGUGGUGGAGUUCCCUCUCCUCUACCCGCGGGUGGGCGAUGACUCCUCCCUCCCGCCCCGGGAAUUCCCGCCCCUCCCUGUACGGUGAGAGUAGGGACCUAUGGAACACCGGAUGUAUCUUUAUGCUGUCAGGCAACUUGAGCUUGAAUGCCACAGGGUUCACCUGCUGGGGGAACCUGCUGUGUUACCUCAAAGGGUCCCAGCCGCCUUGGCUGCAACUUUUUGCACCCUCCCUUUAGGGGCAACCCUUGGGUUGACAACCACACUCGGUCUCCCACCCGUAUGGCAUCCCCCUCCCGACGGUGCUUGUCUGCCUGCCUCUUAUAAACUUCCUUGGCCCGCUCCAAGUUCAUCUUGAGUUGCUGGUGCAAUGCCUCCAUUUCUUCCACAAACUGCUCGGCCGCAGGUACACUCCACCCUUCCUCAUGCACCAGAUUAGAUGGGCACAGGAGUUCUCCAAGUUUUACUUCGAGAUCCGAUAUGUGCCGGGAGAGGAAAACGUAAGAGCAGAUGCUCUCUCCCGGAAGCCAGAGUACAUGGAAGGGGAGGGACCGCCGGUGCAUGAAUGCUUGAAAGCAGGCGGAGCCCGAUUGUAAUCCAAAUGGCAUGACCAAGUACUCAAAAUCCCCCAGGGGGGUGAACAUGGUGGUCUUCCAUUCGUCCCCCUCCCUUACCCUGAUCAAAUUGUACGCUCCCCUGAGGUCCAGCUUGGUGAAAAUUUCCCCCUGCCUCACCCGUGUUAAAAUGUCGUCAAUCCUGGGCAUUGGGAAGGUCACGGGUUCAGAUACCAGGGAAGGUAUCACCCCGGGAAGGCCCUGGGGUGACACCCAUAAUUGGCCAUGAACGGGCUCAUGCCCGUGGACACAUGUUCAGCGUUAUUGUACGCAAAUUCAGCCAGCGCUAGUUUCUCUACCCAAUCGUUCUGUCUCUCGCUGAGGUAGCAGCGUAGGUAUUGCUGGAGUAUACUGUUCGCUCUUUCUGCUUGCCCGUUGGUUUCCGGGUGUCGUGCCGUCGAGAAGCCCACCUCUACCUGCAGCAAGCUCAUGAGCUUCCUCCAGAAUCGUGAAGUAAAUUGUUUUCCGCGAUCUGAGACGACCCUCGAGGGCGCCACAUGCAACCUGAAGAUGUGAUCCACAAACAACUUGGCUGUCUCCUCUGCUGUCAUGGCAUGUGAGCAAGCUAUGAAAUGGCACAUUUUUGUCAGUAGAUCGACUACUACCAUGACUGCUGUCUUUCCCCUGGACUUGGGCAAAUCUGUCAUAAAAUCAAUGGACACCACCUCCCAGGGUCUUCCCAGCAUGGGUAAGGGUUCCAGUAGCCCUGCGGGGGCAGCCCUCUCCCCCUUUGCCCUUUGGCAGCGGUCGCACCCCCGUACAUAUUCCCGUACAUCCUCCCUCACCCUUGGCCACCAGAACUGCCUGGUGACGAGCAGCAUGGUUUUGUGCUGUCCAAAGUGCACAGCUGUGGGGUUGUUGUGGAGUUGUUUGAGUACCUUCCCCCUCAGGGUCUCCCCCGGUACAUACAGCGCCCCUUCCUUUUUCUCAAAACCCCCAUGGUUUUCUCUUCCGUCUCGGAGUUCCCUGAUUUUACUUUGGGCGAACAUGUCGUUUCUAGUAAGCCCGGCCAGUUCUCAUUUUCCAACCAAGGCUCCCCCACACACCCAUCGGUCCUCGGGGAUCAUGUGUCGUAUCUCCGGCGGUCCCUCCCCUUCCAUGUACUCUGGCUUCCGUGAGAGAGCAUCUGCUCUUACGUUUUCCUCUCCUGGCACAUAUCGGAUCUCGAAGGAAAACUUGGAGAACUCCUGUGCCCAUCUAAUCUGCCUCUGGUUGAGUACUUGCGCGGUCCUCCAGUAUUCCAAGUUCUUGUGAUCAGUACAAACCUGGAUCUUGUGCUGCGCCCCUAUUAACAGAUGUCUCCAUCGGCGAAACGCUGCAUAGAUCGCAAGCAGUUUGCGGUCAUACACCAUAUAGUUUUGCUCCGACUUGCUCAGCUUCCUCGAGAAAAAGGCACACAGCUUCCAUUCCUGCUUGCUCCUCCCUGGCUGCAAAAGUACCGCCCCAAUGGCUCUGUCGGACGCGUCGGUCUCUAGCCUCAUGGGUUUCUCCAGAUCAACGUGUAGGAGCUGCUCUUCCGAAGCGAACGCCUUCUUCAGUCUUUCAAAGGAUUGCUGGGCACUUUCUGUCCAGGCGAACUUCCUUUUGCUACUGAGACAAUCUGUGAUGGGCGCCGUUAAGUGGGCGAAGUUCUUGAUGAACUUCCUGUAGAAGUUGCUGAACCCUAGGAACCUCUGCACAUCCUUCCGGGUUUUGGGGGCUUUCCAUUCCAGCACUGCCUGCACCUUGCUUGGGUCCAUAGCCAGUCCCUUGUCUGACAACUUGUACCCCAGAAACUCGACCUCUCUGGUAUGAAAUUGGCAUUUUUCCAGCUUGACCCACAACUGGUGCUUCUGCAGCCUCUCUAGCACUUCCCUGACGUCUCUGACAUGUUGCUUCUCAUUGUCUGAAUAGAGUAAGACGUCGUCCAAGAAGGCUACGCAGUUCUUGUACAGCAGGGGACCCAACACGUGGUGCAUGAAUGCUUGAAAGCAGGCGGAGCCCGAUUGUAAUCCAAAUGGCAUGACCAAGUCCUCAAGAAAAUCCAUCUAUAUUUAGUUUAAAUUUCUCCUAUUACACACAUUUUUAUGCAAUUUUGCCUAAUAUAUACAUUUCGUUGCAAAGAAAUUUCUUCUAAUAGAAUUCAUUUUUAUAUUUUCACUAAUAUAUGCACUUCUCUCUCUCUCUGUGUGUGUAUACAUAUACAUACAUAUGUGUGUGUGUGUGUGUGUGUGCACGCGUAUGCAUUGUGUGUGUAUGUGUAUGCAUUUUUCUACCCAUUACUUGGUUGGCAUUGCAAAAUUCAGAGAAUCUCAAAUAAUAACUUUAUUACAAAUGUGUUGACAUUUACUGUAUUAUGCUUAUGUUUUUUUUUAAAAAGAUGCUGUGUUUGGUUUGCGUUCAGAAAGUGUGAAUUAGAUAAGCUUGCCUUUAAAUGAGAAAUUAAUCUGAUUUCUCCUACAUCCCUAUUCACAGCACAAGAAAAACACGGGAAGUUGCUGUAAAGCAGGACGGACUAUUUGUCCAUCUAGCCCAGAUAGAAUUGUGAUGGGCCGUUAGCAGUUCCCCAGGGUCUCAAGCAGGGGCCUUUCUCAUCACCUGCUACCUUAAACCUUAAACCUGCUACCUGGUACUCCCCAGAUUCCAUAUAAUGCUUAUGGCUCUCCCACCAUGAUUUAUAUAUCCUCGGUGUUGUAUUGGGAUUUGGAUCCUAUGGAAGCAGGGCCAGCCCUAUCAUUAGACACUUGUCUCUGGCAGCAGAUUUGGAGAGGAACUGGGGUGGGCUCUCCCCCGCCGGCUGUCCAAGUUCACUCUGAGUGUGCCUCCUUGCCAACUGCUUCCACCGUGCUUCAGUCCCUGUUGCCAGCGGCUGCUUGUCUUAUUUCACGUGGCAAAAUGGCUUAGGGCGACAAUGUAUGUGUGUUUGCACACAAAGGAAUUAGUCUAAGUGUGUUUGAUGGGACUGGCUUCCUGUGGCUACGUAGGAUUGUAGCCUUAGUUUUAAUUUCUGGUCUCUAGACUUGAGAAAAUUCCAGUGCCAUAGACAUUUAAACCAAAGAAUUCUGGGAACUGUAAUUUAAGGGUAUUGGGAAUUGUAGUUCUGUGAGGGGUAAACUACAUUUCCCCAGGAUUUUUUUUUUGGGGGGGGCUGUCUUUUAAAUGUGCUUUAAAUAAAAACACUGGGAGUCAUUUCUUAGUCCCUAAGCCCCUUCUCUUUAAACUCAGCUAAAUCCCCCAUUAGGUGGGAGAAGUUCAAGGGGUUCCCAGGUUACCUUGGUUACAGAACAAAUACAGCUUUCCAAUAGGUUCUUGGCAUAUAUGAAUUUUUAUAGAAACACUUCCCUCAACUUAAAUUUCAGUGUGCGGGGGGUGGAAUUUUCUGAGUGAGACAUUCCUCUGCAGUUUCUCUAAAAGGGUUGGGCUCUCUCACUUUUUCUCUCUGCCUUUCUCUUUUUUCUCUCUGAAUGCUGGUCUUAUGACCUGAUUAUGAACCCACCCCUGGAGGAACCGGUUUCUCCAGCACAAUUGAGUUACCUCAGAACAUAAUAAUGUACACUGCCAGGAAAAAAAAAAGCCUUGUGGGCACACUUGUUUGCUCCCUGAGCUGAGAGAGGAUUUGAGAGCCCUGGCCACCAACAGCAAGCUAGCUUUUUCCACAGAUUGGAGGACUGUCCAGGAAGUUGGACAGGUGCCUCAGGGAUGUAAGAUAUAGGAUAAUAUGCAAAUAGAUAGAAUCAUAGAGUUGUAGGGAGCCUUAUGGGCCAUCUAGCUUAAUCACUUGCUCGUUGCAGAAAAUUCAGAGGUAGGUGGUGGUCAAGCUGUUGCCAAGCUUCUCUUACUGUCAAUAGGUUUUAUGUGUGCAAACUGAAUUAUGGGGGACAGUGGAUGGAACCCCCCACCUGCCAUCCCUUAUCGUACUAGUUGCAGGCAAAAAAAGUGGAACUGCAUUAUGUGUCAGCUGGGUGUGGUGACAAUAAAAACUUUACGUUCAAAGGACCUUGUCCCCCUGUACAUCCCUGAAUGAGUCAUAGAACUCAGCCUCAUGGAAGCCAGUGGGGGGGAGGGGAGGGACAAAUAAGAUAUCUGAGAAGUCACAGAUGCUCUGCCAGACCCUUUUUCACCCCAUGUUGUGUUUUACUGUAUAAACUGAUGUGAUAUGCACAGACUAAAGGUAAAGGUAAAGGAACCCCUGACCAUUAGAUCCAAUCGUGACUGACUCUAGGAUUGUGGCGCUCAUCUCGCUUUAUUGGCUGAGGGAGCUGGCGUACAGCUUCUGGGUCAUGUGGCCAGCAUGACUAAGCUGCUUCUGGUGAACCAAAGCAGUGCAUGGAAACGCCAUUUACCUUCCCGCCGGAGCGGUACCUAUUUAUCUACUUGCACUUUGACGUGCUUUCGAACUGCUAGGUUGGCAGGAGCAGGGACCAAGCAAUGGGAGCUCACCCCGUUGCGGGGAUUCGAACCGCCGACCUUCCGACCGGCAAAUCCUAGGCUCUGUAGUUUAACCCACAGCGCCACCCGCGUCCCUAUGCACAGACUACUAUUAUUUUAUUAAUGGUUUUACUGAUUGUUCUGCAAACCACUUUGUGAUCAUCUGUGGUCUAUUAAUACUGGAAAGAACUAAUGCUUCUUGCUUGCCUGGAGGGAGGAAUGUGGGCAUGGAUGUAGAAAGCUCUGGUUUUUGUGCCGCUAGAAGGUAACCUACUGUACAAAGGUCACAUUGAUUGCCCUGCCUACCUAUGUCCUAAGGGGAUGCAGCCUUUGGGUUGGAAAACGUUUCUCCAACCCUGUCCUAGAGCAGGCGAGAAAGCGCGUUUCUUACAGAAGGCAGAUACAGAUGUGGAAUGCAGAUGUGUGUGAUAUCUUAGUAGGGCAUCCUAACUUAUGCAUACUGGCUUUCCAGUCAAAGUGACAAAGAUAACAGUGGACCUUCUGACCUCUCUUUCUCUUUUUAGUUGUGGCCGCUGUUCACGCCCUCUCCGUAAACACACCUCAGAAGCAAGUGCACGUGAAGAAAGGAGAUAAUAUCACCCUACCGUGUACCUAUGAAAGCUCUGUUGUUACUCCAGCUAAGGGGGACAUUGUUGCCUGGAUGAAAAUGCCAGAAGAGGUGGGCAGCCGUGGUGCAAGGCAUAUGAUACGCAUGAGUGUCUGGGAGAAAAUGGCACUCUGUUAAGAAACAGGUGCGCCAAGACACCAGAGGAGCCUCUUUGACCUCUGUCAGUGAGCAGCCUUUCAAGGGUUCCUUUGGUCUUGGCUGCAAGAGGAUGGGGCCAGAUGGUAGCCUGGAUUUUGUUUUAAUUCCAGAUCUUUAGUCUUGUGACACAUAACAUCAGGCUGUCACUUUGGCUUUGAUCCAGCACUUGACAGAGGCCGCCAGUCAAGCAUAGCAACUGGUGGCUCCAGAUGGGGGCACAUAUCCCCUAGGGCCUAUCCAGUUCAAUUCAAUGUGAGCAGGAUGAGCAGUACUGCUUCAGAUGGUUCAAAAGCAAGUCUGCCUGUGUUCAGCGGAGUUAACUCCCAACUAAAUGUCCAGUACCCCAGGUCUGUGCAUGACUACAUGGAGGCAAGUCUCACUGAAUAAGAAUAUUGUGCACUGGGAGCAUUGCCUACUAAUGUUUAAGGCUCCAAAGGAAAGGAUUUGGUUUGACUGAUUGUUUGGAGGCAAUGCAGCAGAUUGUCUUGGCCCCUAAAACAACUUUAAGCUCAAAGUUUCUGAUCAUAUCUUCCCUGCUGCUGACAACCAUGUACAUAAAAUGUAUUUCUUGAGGGUUGAGAGGUAGGGAUGGAAGGACCUGUCAAUUUCAGUUUGCUCACUUUCUCAUUUUUUCCAGUCUUAAAUUCAGUUCUCCAAAUUUUUCCAGCAGUUUGUGUUUGCUUUGUUCAUGAAAAUUCAUCAUCAUGAACAUAUAUUUGUAUGCAGCUCUUGACUAAUGUACACACUUAAAAGUGAUUUCUUCCCCUACUAUAAUGCAUUUUUUGAUAUUUUUUUUUACGACUGAAUUGCCUCAGCAGUGAGACAAUUCAGGAGAUAGGGAUAGGUUGGGUCUCCUUGUGUUUUGUUUGUUCAUUUCGUGGUUAAAAAUACUAUAGUGACAAACAAAAGAUUUGAGCCACAGUAAUUAAGUCUUUUAAACUAAUACUCUUCUCUUAUUGUUAGGCAGAAUUUAUUAACCGGUACCUUGAUGAUGGUGGAACAUGGAUUAGUGAUGCUUAUAAAGGUCGGGUGAACUUCUCUAGCAAUACAAAUAAUCAUGACAUUAGCAUCAUCCUCAGUCAGGUGAUCUUGAAUGACAAUGGUACCUAUGAAUGCUCAGUCCGUCUUCGCGAUGAUCCUCCCUUGACACAUUCAACAAUGGAACUUUUGGUCCUUGGUAAGGCAUUCUGCCCUUUGUAUACAUACCAGUCUCACACCUUAGUUCAGUAGCAGCGCACAGCAAGCAGGAAGUGCUGCUUGCAAUGAUCAGGGCGUAAUCGGAUCACUAAAACUGUGCUCCACUGCAACAUAAGGCAGCCAUGCACAUUUGUUCUAGAUGAUGCUAUCAUGUAGUGUUUGUGCCAUAGAUCACUGGUCUUCAGCUGGUGGAUCACGACCCACUAGUGGACUAUAGCCUAAUCCAAGGUGAGUCAUGAUAGGAGCACUGCCACAUGCAAAUAUAUGGUAAAAGAUUAAGAAAUGGGUCCCCAAAUGCAUGUUCAGGUUAAAAAUGGAUCCUGGUUCUGAAAAGGUUGAAGAUACCUGCCAUAGAUGAUCUUAGACUUGGUACUCAUGGCUUUUUCCCCCACCCGGAACUCACCAGAACUCAGUUCUGGCACCUCUCAGGUGGGCACCAUUGCUAUUGUAAGGGAAAAAGGGAGGCAUUCAUGGUGAGUUCUGGCACCUCUUUUUCUAUAAAAAUAACACUGUCAGUAUUCAUUACAGUGGAACCUCAGUUUUUGAUCGUCUUGGAAGCUGAACGUUUCAGCUUUUGAAUGUCAAAAACCUGAAAGUAACUGCUUCGGUUUUUGAAUGAUUUUUGGAAGCCGAACAUGCCACAUGGCUUCCGUUUUGAGUUUCCCUUUUGUAUUGAGGCUUCCGUAUUGCGUUUCAAAUGUUUCAGAAGUCGAACAGUCUCCCGGAACAGAUUAUGUUCAAAAAUUGAGGUUCCACUGUACUAAUAGAAAGAAUGGUGAUGACAACCGUAUAUUUUAACCAAGUUUUCACUCAAUGGGAAUAUGAAGAAGUGAGGAAGGUUGGAAGUUUUCUAUAGCAGAUAACACUACCUACGUGUUCUGACAGCAUUUCUCCAGGAAUUCAAAUGUCUAAUUUCAUCUUGUUGCAAACUGACCCAUGAUCAUUGGACGAAGGGCACUGUAUAAAUUCAAUAAAUAAUAAUUUUAAUAUUUCCCAUGACUUGCUAUUGAUCCUUAAAUUGAAGUAGUUGAGGUAUGAACUUGAUACCUUCUGCAGCGCAUGUGCACUUCUGCUAAGCUAUGGCCCCACCCAGUCAGUUUAUGUGCCUAAAGAAAAUUGUGAAGAUGUGCAGAUUUUGGAAUAAAACUGUAACGGGUCAGUGUUGUUUGUGAAAGUCAGCAUGCAUUACUGCUGGUGAUGGGAUCUGAAGACAGAACAUGUUUUAGGCUCUCCUCAACACAACAGCUUCCAUUCUUAUGUUGCUCAAUUUGCUCAAGUUAUUCUUUCCCCCUAUCUAGUGUCUCCAUCCAAGCCAGACUGCAAAAUUAUAGGGACCACAGAAUACGGACAAAACAUUAACUUGACCUGCAAUUCUAUCGAAGGAUUCCCCAAACCCGAAUAUUCCUGGCAAAGCUACAAUCCAGAAAACAAACAACGAGCACUCGUAGGAACAGUAAUGCCAGGUAAGCGGUGAGAUGUCGGUACUUUGUGAAAACCAGUUUUCUGUACGUAUUCAGUUUUUAAAUGCAUGCAAAUAUUUUGAGGAUUAUUAAUGUAAAAAGAGGAAUGAAAAACCAUCAUUUUAAUUUAGUCCUUAAAGUGUUUUCUAGCAAGCACAGUGUAGAUGCGAUCUUCCCUUGUCCAUUCUCAUGUUUUCCUUCUCUCACUGGUCAUCUCUGCCAUUUUCUUCAUUCCUGAUUUCAUUCAACGGCAGCAACCGUUUUAGGCACAUGUGUGUGACCGCACACAUGCACUGAACCCAGAAUUGACUCAAAAACAAAAAGGAGUGGAACAUGGUGGGGGCAAAAUGGGGUAAUUGCAGGCUUUUUCAAUGGUGCUUCAAAUAUACACAAUUUCACUUAAAUGCGUGGUGCCUUGGAACGUAACCCCCACAUAAAUUGGGAGUUUACUGUAAUAAAUUCUGGAUGCAACAAGUCAAAAGUGGCACUCUUGUGACCUUCAUUUCAGCAAGAGGCAGGCCCCUAAUUCUACCAACAGACCUUGAAAAUUAGUGCUAGCUCGAUUGCAAUGAAUCCAGAAUCAUGCUCACUGCCUGGUUCUUCUCUCACAAUGAUUAAAAUCAUUACUUCGAAAACAUACAUUAGUUAAUGUAGGGUGAACGUAGACAAUUGUUCACCAUGAGGCCAUUAACCACAGUGGGGCUUGUAAUUAAUGGGCAAUCUAGUUACUUCUCUCUCCGCCUCCUGCCAAGUGGUGAUAAGGAGGACUCUAUCAUGCUCUGGCCUCUCCAGUUCUCUGAUACACCUGUUCCAAGCUCUCCCUUGUGGCACUGACACAACCAGGUUUCCUGUAUAGCAAUUAAGAGAUCCAGACUUUUUAAGCCUACAUGGGUCAGGCUGGGUACGUGGGAGGUUGCAGCACACUCAUCUGUCUUGGAACAGAUUAUAUCACUGUUGAAAGAGAGGGCAACACUGCACUCCGCAUAUCUGUUUCCUUAACGAGAAACCACAAACAUUUGUUUGCAUUUGAUGUUGAACAGCAUUGCACAAACCUAACCCGCUCCCGUUGGGAUGCUGAUUCCAGCGCCGGUGUAGCGCUGGCUGAAGUGUCUGACGCCACUACCUUAUGAGAUGCUUUAUGCAGCCUAAUGAUGUCAGCAAGAUACUUGCUACCCUCUGUUCCCCCUUGAUCUCUGCCCCUCUUGGUUUAUUCAUCAUCAUCAUAAACUUUAUUGCACUAGCCAACUUACAAAGGAAACAAAAAGAAAGGCAACAGCAACCAUAAAAACCAUAAAAACACAAGGCACUGUGAAUACAAUGAACCACAGUCACAUCUCCUAGAAAUUAUUUGUUGCAUAUGAUGGAAAAGCAAGAGGUUCUCAGGUAGAAUGCGCCAGCUUAAAUGUCCGAAUCACCUUGACCAUUAUUUUAUCUAGUUCUUUUGUCCUGAUCUUCUUAGCUGCCAAUGCAUAUAGUGCUACUUUAUAAGUCACAAAGUUUUUGGUUUAUUAAAUGUAGCAGACUUGUUGGGUUGGGAACAUGGUUAAUGCUUCAUUGCUUGAGGGGAUGGUUCCUGCAGCCACUCAUAAUGAAGCCUCGUCCCCAUCUGUUGCUUUGGACUAACUACUGACCAGUUGCUAAUGCCCACUUUUUAGGAAAUGUGGCUGAGAGGGUUAUGAUGGGGCACUCACAGUCAUUCUUGAAUGGUGUAGAUUAUCGAGCUCUAGUCCGAGUUCAGACCUGGCCACGGACGGGACUGAAUCAGCCUUGGUCAGCCUGAUGGAUGACCAUUAUCAAGAAUGGGACAAGGGGAGUAUGACCUUGCUUCCUUUGCAAUUUAUGUGUGGCUUUUGAUACCUUUGACCCUGGAUAUCCGGCACAGUAUUACAGUAUUCUAGCCCUAUUUAUAGAGCGAAGAAUAGCAUUGGCAGAUGGUUUUUCAGCCCCUGGCAGUUAAGCCAUAGGACACUGGAGGGUGCUGUUUUAUUCCCAAUGCUAUUUCUGAUCUAUAUGAAGCCAUUAGGACUGGUCGUGAAGGAAUUUAGGACAGGAUGCUGUCAGCAAGCUGAUGGCAUUCAGCUCUAUUUCUCCAUAACAUCUAAAUCAGGUGAGGCCAUACAGGAGCUGAGCUGAUACCUGGAUGCAGUGAUGAGCUAGAUGAGGGGAAAUAAAUUGAGCCUUAUUUCUGACAGGACAGAGGCCCUAUGGAUCUAUGGUUCUGGUGCAUGAGAAACUGGCCAAUUGCCUGCUCUGAAGAGGGCUGCAUUUCUUGUGAAGGAGCAAGCCUAGGCAUGUUCCUGGAUCCAGGUUUGUCCCUGGAGGUUUAGUGGUCUUGGUAGCAAGGGGUACAUUUUACCAUUUUUAGCUGGUAUUUAUUUAUUUAUUUAUUAGAUGGUUUUUGAACCACUUAAUCAAAGAGCUAAGUGGUGUGCAAAUAAAAUUGCAAAUAAAGCUAAAACCUACAAAACAAUUGAACCAUUUUAAUUAAAUUAAAAUACGACAGCUGCCUGUUCCAUGACUGGGAUGGCCUGGCCACAGUAGUCCAGGUAUUGGUAACUUCAAGACUGGAUUACUGCAACACACUACAUAAGGCUUCCCUGGCUCCUGAUUGGGAAACUGCUCUUGGUGCUGGGUGUGGCUCUAUGAUUGGGGACCAGAAGCGAGAUCUUGUCCACAUAUUAUACUUGUCCUCAAAGGUCUGUACAGUCUACAGGUUUGUAACUUGGUCAAGUUCAAAAUUUCCCAAUUGGUACAUAAAGCCCAUAACAGCCAGCGACCAGCUUGGCUGAGGGGUCACCUUGCCCAUGUGGGCCUGUUCAGCUGCUUACACUUUUAUGUGUACCAUGUAAUGUUUGUUGUGCAUUUAUGGGGAGGUGAUGGUAGUGCACUGCUCUGGAAUUCACAGUCUAUUGACAUUUUAGGCAUCUGCUGGAGAUAUAUAUAUAUAAUUUAGCUGCCUUUGGUUUUUUUAAAAGCUUUGUUGAUCUCAUUUUGUACUCUGCUUUAGGUAGCCUACGUAUUUUUCUCAAUAGUUCUUCAGCUAGCCUUUGUGGAUGCAGAUUGCACCCCCCCAAAACAUGCUUCGUUUUGAUUGUCUAAGUAAGCCCUUAAAAUAGCUCAAGAUUUGCAAAAAAAAUGUGUGCAAAACGUGCUCAUUGUUCACCAGUUUUGCCCAUAGGUGGCACCACUACACCAGAAAAUAGAUCCUAGUCAGGCACUGUAAAUACUGACAUAAUCAGUAUUGGUUAGUUUAUUGUUUUCUUCUCAUUUUGCUUCGGAAUAAAGAUUUAACUCUGGCCCAUAUUUUUAUAUAUUAAAUUGCCAGUCAAGAAAUCUACAAAGAAAGAUCAGAAAAGUGCAACUUAAAGAGCAGGGUCCAGUUAUUGCUGCAAUUGGAGCCCGUAAUGGAGGGCGGAGGAUAGGCCUGGCAUAGUCUUGCAUGGAGCUGUAUCCAUGUUAGGACUAAUGCAAGUUGCAUGGAUAAAGUACAUAAACAUUGAAAAUUGUGGUACAGUCACAUGAAAACACGGUUUCAUGUUGUUCUGACGACCCGCCUAGUUUCUAAGUGGUGUGAAAUGUGGAACUGCUAACUCAGUCACAAGCAUUAUCAGAAAGUCAGCAUUGUGCACUAAACUGGAUACUAAUCCAGUUUAAUCUAGUGAGCUAGUCAAUCUCUUUCAUUUUAACCCAUCUCAUGGAUUGUUGCAAGAAUAAAAUUGGAGCAAUGGCCGCCUGUACUGACUGGUCCGCCAAAACAGAAUAAGGGACUGCAUUUGGGAGCACAUGGUGACAAAAGCAGUAAGCAAAACCACACGUGUGGCUUGCCUGCAUCUUCUCUGCAAUCGAUCCUUGCCAGAGCUGGGGCUCCUGGGCAAUGCUCUGGUCACUAUGAAACCACCAUCCAGGGUCCAUAAGACUCCUCACAUAAGGUGGAUUUAAAACCGCAGUAUGGCUGAAGACACUGAUUCUAUUUAAAUAAAGAUGACCCUUUGCAUCUUCUCUUUUGCAUCAGGAGUGCUUAUGCUGAAGAACAUCUCUAUAGACAACACUGGCUACUACAUCUGCCUUGCCAAAAACUCUAUCGGAGAGAGUUCAUGCAACAUCACUGUUAAUGUCACACCACGUAAGAUUGCAAUGUGCAAGGGGGGGGGGGGGAGAAAGCAUGGCUAUUGUGGUCUGAUCGGCAAAGCAUUUAAGUCCCUAAACAACCCCACGUCCCAUUUUAAGAACUAGUCUCACUUUGCUUAGUUGCAAAGCUUAGAUGUGGCUGUAGUUGAGAAUAAGCCCAAGACUUUGUGAUGACAUACGGCUCCGAUUAUGUUUCCACCCUAGGUAUUUGUUGCCUAAUAGCCAUGCUUUGUUUGCUCACUUUUUAGGGAGUGUCUAUAUAGGACCAUCACAUCAUCCCCCUAUUUCCUCUAGGCUCUUCUUUUUUGAAAACUAAAACAGCACCACAUUGGUAGAUCACCAAAACUCAAGCUAUCUAUUUUCCCUAAGAGGCCUGGUUUUGAUGUGUGUAAUAGCAUAUUGAUCAAACAAGUCUACUGUCAUUCAUCUAUACCUCACACACCUCCUUUACCAUUGAUCACUUCUCUGGUCAAAUGACAUUUUAGCCGUGUUUCUUUUAAAGUGACCCUUUAACUUGCAUCUUCCCACCCAUUUUAAAUUAUUCAAAUACUAAUACAAUAGAAUUUGAGAUAAAAUUAAUUUCAGUGAAUUAAAAAAUGAUUUUUUUAAAAGACCGGCUUUCUCUAUCAGUGCCAUUUCAUCAGCAUGUUUAUUAGACAAAAGGCAAGUUACUUCCUGUUUAUUCUGCUUUUAAGUAGAGCAGUCAUUUUUCUGAGAAAAUUUCUUUAAAAUUUUCGCUCACCCCCUAGAAAAGCCCCCCCUUUGCAUUUCCCCCCAGACUAUUCUCCCCCAUUAUUGUUGUUCUUGGUGGCAGCUGCCAUUUCCAACGUGCUGAAACACCCCCUCCCCCAAUUAAGUAGUAAACUACCCUACUGCCAGUGAACCACUGUGAAACUGUUUGGUAAUUUUCCUUGGGGUGUGUGGAGUUUUGAGUGACCAUUUUCACAAAACUCUGUUAUUCAUUUGACCCCAACAGCAGCUAGAGGGACAGAGUUUCCCUAAUCCUGUUCUACAGAAACCAUCUAAUUCAACCUAGAUGAGCCCCCUUCCUGGCUUGUCAUUCACAAGUUGCUCGUUUGUCAUAUUAUAUUUAGCCAGAGCCACCCUCAGGCUAGAGGGAGAACAGUAGUAAGAGCUCUUCCCCAAAGGAAGAGUUUGCUUCUCAACUAUGAGGUGACUAAUGCUAGUAUUUUCUUCUACAGCAUCCAUGAAUUUUGCCCUACUUGGUGGAGUCGUUGGUGGGCUUGUUGCUGUUGUCAUUAUUAUUGCCAUUGUGGCUUACUGUUGUUGCUGCAGGAAUGGGAAGGAAAAAGACUAUGAGAUGACGUGAGUGCCUUUCAUUAGAAGGUGGGGGGUGGGGUGGAAUAAAAGUAGCAUGGAGAAAUUACAUACUGCAUGCACCUCUGAGGCAGCCAUCUCUCUCUACCCCCCUACAAUGUCCCUGUUACUGCUACUUCUAAUAGCUUUGUACUCAACACUUCCCCAACAAGCACAGCAACUGCUGAGCUUUCUAGCUGCUAGCAGCAGGCAGAAAUGGUUUAAACCAGAGCUUUCCAAACUUUUCAAGUUGGUGACGCACUUUCUGGACAUGCAUCAUUUUGUGACACAGUAAUUCAUUUUACUAACAAACCGGAGGUUGAACUAACCCCUUUCAGCCCCAGGAGGAGUGUGGGGAACAUUUGUGUGACACACCUACACGCUGCAGCCGACACAUUAAUAUGUUGUGACGCACAGCUUGAAAAGCUCUGGUUUAAACAAAAGAAUGAGGAAAGGCUUUGGACCCCUUGGUAAAUAGUUCCAAAGCAGUUUCAAUCUGCAGAUUUUUGGGGGGUGUGACUUUCCCUUUAAAAAUUCAUACAUACUUGAUGGGAGUGGAAUUGCUGAUCUACUUGUGUGCAAGAAAAAUGGAUCAGCUCAAGAUGUCCAUUCCUACCUGCUACCAGGGAGGUGUUUAAAACACACUUUCUUUUGAUCCACCAACUAUAACAUUGAGGGUAGCUACAUAAACAAUUAGGUUUAAAUGCAUGUGGCUUUACCAUUUCUUCGUGAAUUCCUGCUUCAUAACAGCAAGCCCCAACUUUAUAUUACCAAUUUUGAAAUUAUGCUGUGAAAAUGUUGCAAAUGGAGAUUUAUACCAUAUGAAUUCUCCAAAUGGAGGUUAUUCCUGUGAGAUUAGGCAAUCGUGAGAGUAAAUAAAAUAAAGCUGACUCGGAAACCACACAAGGAUAUUUUGAGAUUGACCAGAAAUAGAUUUGUAGCACGACUUAAUGUUAAAGUGUCUAGCAUUUACAUCGUGAUAGUCCUCUUUUUAGUAUGCAUAACAAACAACAUAUGUGAGGGGGCUCUGGAAAGCUUAAGCAAAUGGAAAUUUACCCAGUAGGUCAGAGACACCUCUUUGCCAAACUAAAUUAUUAAACAACUGUCUCUGAAGUUAAGUUGUUAACAAGAACCAAUUCACUCCUCACUUUCAGGUUUGUUCAUGAAUUACUGUUUUUACAUACAUGGGCAAAGCAUAACAUGAUGGUGGUAGCACACAGAUCUCCACAGGGAGACUCAUGAAACCUCAAAAGCCAUGGGGCCGAGUAGUAAUUUCCUAGCAUUACUUUCUAGUAGCAAUUCCAGAGGUAGGAACAGAACAACUCUAAUAUGGUACCUGCAACUCCCACUUCCUUGGGCCCCUCCAGAAGGAUGCCAUGAUCGACAGUGUCAAAAGCCACUGAGAGAUCAAGGAGAACCAACCGGCUUGCACUCCCCAUCUCUUUCCUAUAAUACUGAGUCAUCAGUUAAAAUUAAGAAAUACAGAUAACUGAAAAUCUAUCUUCUUCUGCACCAAAUUAUUAGGGAGACAGAAAAUGGCGAUCAUCCACCUGAGGUAAAAAUACGGGGACCUGCUGAAGAGGAGAUUCAGGACGAGGAGGAAGAAGAGGAAGACAGGCACCACCCAGUACGGCCACCCAUUUCCAGAGUGUCUCCGGAGGUUUAAGAAGCUGUGGCCCAGAGAUGAGCAUUUCCAUUUGAGGGGGGGAAAGACUGUCGUUAAACAUUUCUCUUUCACCUUAACUCAUGUGGCUUUCCAAGACAGUAUAGGCAGCAAGUUUGUGGAGGCAAAAUCUUGACUUGUUUCCUCAUAUGCAUUUGGUGCAUAUCUACUCCUUUCCCAUUCGCCCAUCAGAGUCGCCUUAAAAUGGAAAAGGAAGGGGGACUCCAGGACAACCAUUAUAUUGUCAAAUUGACAUAUAUACUCGAUUCAAGUUUUCACGUGGUGCGAUUUGAAUUACAGUGAACUGACACUAUCCAGUAUAUAGGAAAACAGUGGUAUCUUUUAUUUCACUUUUCACUAAGUAGGCCACUGCGAUGCAAGAAAAAAAGAAACCUAGAGCCUUUAGACGAGCAGUUUAAGACACUAGCUGUUACUUAUUUGUUGUGCAGCAUCUACAUAACACCCACUAUAACUGUGUUGCUAUUAUCGGAACAUUAUAGUUUCCUCAAUAUUCAAACCAGAAACUGCUAAUUCCCGUCAGUGCAUUAUUGUUUCUGCUCUAUGGAGUUUGAUACGACUGUCAUGCACAUUUCUUGGACAAUGCAUACACAUGCCCCAUCUCAAUUAUUUUAUUGUAAAAUGGCUCUGCACUCUUGAUGUCUAACAAAAGCAGUCAUCCCACAUGUUAGGAAAGGAUCAGACUUUCCCUGAUUUUGGAAUGUAUUUUAAAAAAUAUAUAAAUUUCUUGCUACAAGCACUGUCACUGCUGGUGCAAUUAUACUGCUAACGAGUUUUUUAAAAAUAAAAAAAUCACCUGGGGGGAAUUAAUUUUCAGCUGCUUGGAAAAUCUUCAGUACAUGUGUUAUUAAUGAUGCAUUUUCUUUGAAAUUUGCUGUUUUUGAACUUGCAUUUUUUUUAAAAAAAUAAAGUGACACUUCACCACU